UGUGCGUGUCUGUUUUCCCGUUGCAUGUGGUCUCGCUGGGUUUCAAGACUAAACCGGCAAGUUGCAUGUGCUAAUCGCGUAAUUUUUAUCUAGUAAUACAGUAUUUGUUACUUUAUAGUAGUUCAUAAUAAACUGCUAUUUUUCACUUCAGUUGAGUAUAGCUUAAAGAAAAAUAUAUUGAAACUGCGUCCUCCGACCUGUGUUGUGGCGUGGUGAGAAGAUGUUUGGACAUGUAACUAUUGGAUGGAGGUAGUGUGAGUUGUUUCGGUGACCAGGAUGGACAGUAAAUUUCCAGAUCAGCUUUUUCCUGUUUUUUAUUACACUGGGCCGCCGAAAAAGAAGGCCGAUUGUCCUGUGCAUGCUUGGGGUUUGCAUGGCCACGUAUAUGGAAACGACUCCGGUUCUGCCGAGGUGGCUGAUUGGUCCUUUCUGGCGCAGCGCAAGGUGAAUGGGCCAACAUGGGCACCAGUCGAAUCUAUUGUAGCACCUCUUUUGCCACCCAAAAGCGUUAACAAAUGGUCUUCACGUCAUCUUCCAAGUGCUAUGGACUUCCCAAAACACAUGCAGAACUUCUACCUGUAUAAGUCCGAGGAUGCCUUUAGCACGAUGAACCAUCUUCUUGAGGACCACUUUGAUUUUGGAAGUGGGGAGCUGAAGGAAUGUAUGAAGAAAACCACUGUCAGCAUGAAAAACAUGGAGCGAUUUAUGUCUAGUGCAAAAUUCAUAAAGUGUCCUUUAAAACCUUUUGAAAAAAGAGCCAGCCUCUACAACAAUUUGUUAGGCGAUGUUAUCCAUGACAUCCCCCCUGGGCUCUUGGGUGAAUUACUCUAUGAAGAGUUGACUCUGCAGAGGGAAGAGAAGCAAUUCAACGAAGUGGCCACUGGGGGAGCUCUAGGCUUUUUUCUAAUUUCUACUUCAAACACUUCUCAAGAAGGAUGCCUUGUAUAUCCCAGGAAAGCUGCCCUUAAUUCACUUAAUUUUCACAAAGUGGUUGUAGAGUUUCAAGAGAAUAUACCACGACCCAAGUUCAUGAAUAAGCCGAUCAACUAUGGGGUCAAUGGCACUAUUCGGCAGGUCAGUGUCGGCCCCAUGGAGGAGAGUGUUUAUGUUGGGGUGCGUACGGAUUACAACUGUGGAGUCUGGGUAGCUACUUCCGCUCAGAAGCCCCAGCCGCUUGAUGUGGUUAACACACAAGAGAGGGCCACCUGCCUCACUGUCAGUCCACACAUGCCAGGGGAACUUCUUGUUGCCAGCGAGAGUGGAGUUGCAUAUCUCUGGACUGUAGGAAGAAGCCUUCAGAAGUUCCGUGAGGAGGAGGGAAACCUUUAUUUCAAUGCCAAGUCACCAUGGCGAUGGUGUGACUUCUCCGCUCAUCCCAGGGUGAUGCUGUAUGCUGACCGAACCGGUCUGGAGCUAUCAGACAUCAGGUCCAAGGAAACCUGCAGCCAUACUGUGUUUCGCAUCGGGGCUACCUCAGGCUGCAAGAGUGGCGAGAGGGUUAUCUUAUCCAGGUACCUCUGCAACGUGAACACACACCACCACCUUGUCACCACUCAGCAUUCUGCAUACAUCAUGGACGAGCGCUUUCCGUGUUUGCCCAUGAUCAAAUGGGAUCACAUGAUGGCAAGCCCACCCAUGUUUGCCCAGGCCGUUGGUACGGCAUCACAGCAUCAAAACACAGUGAUUUUAGGAUCCCAGUCUUCCCAGGAACUAACGCUUCUGCAGUAUAGUGGUGGGAAUGCAGUUGCCGCCCAAGUCUUAGGAGCUCCUCAGAAACUGUCUUGUCCUAUGAAGAGCUUGGCUGACCUCCCCGUCCAGAUCCCUCACAGGCAGAAGAAUGUCCAGGAAAGGCUAACGGUGCCUGCAGCUGGUAUUGCAUCAAUCUACUAUGACAAAGAGGAGUCCCUCUGUGUGCUCCAACUCUCUGAAGUUGGGGAUAUCUUCUACCAGACUCUAAGACCAGCCAGCCAAGACUCGCUGCAAGCAGCACACAAAGAGAUGCUGAAUGAGGAUUCUGUCACAGAACAGUCUGGUUCAUCACCACAGGAAAGCCAAGAGUCUGUUAAUAACCCAAGGACUAAUAUUGUGAGUCAGUCAAAGUGCAAAAUUGUCAGUCAAAGUGACUGUCCGCCUGAAACUUCAGACGCGCGAAUACAUGGUAUUAAUGAACCUUGUGUAAAUAUGAUCCUUAACCCCCUGACUGAGCAAGAGGACGUCAGUCUUUCGAAGGACAUACCAAGGACAGCUAAAGUCAGCAAGGCGACCCUCCUGAAGUGGAAAUCUUGGCUGAAUGUGCUUCGUAACGGGCAAAGGUCUACCCCCAGGUACAGCCAGUUACAUUGGACCUUAAAAACAAAAGACCAUUUUACCUUUGACGGUAAACCUAGAGAUAUUCUGGGGAAAGACCAAAUUACCAGUCUGAGGAAUAACAUGAGGGAAGUCAUGGAAAAAAAAUCGGUGCUGACUUGUGGUGCCACCAGCCUUUCACCGCCGGAGGUACUCCCCACCCCCCACCCUGUGGACACUCAGUCUUGGGGCGAUGACUUGAGUCAGCGGCUCUCUGCAUCCUGGGAGGGAGGUUGGAAAGACUGGUGGGAAGAAAAGCUGGGCCUGAAUCGGGAGAAGAGGAUCGAGGAGUUGCGUAGAAAACGACGGCGGCUAAAGCGGACCCGAGGCCCUCGUGUUGCUCUUUCCGGAAGCUUCACCACUUCUGCUAGCUACCAGUCAGAUCUGGAUGGUUGGUCCUCUGCUGUCAGUGAUUUUGGUGGUCAGGAUCCUGAUUUGGAUAGCAGCACUUUUUCUGGGUACCUCUCAACUCAAGAGGAUUCUGCAGAGCCUGAGAGAACAGGAAGAGUUCUUCAGCACGAGCCUAAGGGCUCUAAACUCAGCUCAGAAGAGAAGAGCAACGUAACAUUGUCAAGGAAUAAAGCUAAAAUGCCAAAAGAUCCAUCUCAGGAGGGGAACCCUAAGGCACCAAAACAACUUAAACAGGAUUACAUGAGCGCUCUUUUUAGCUCCCAGGAAGAGGUAGUGGAUGCAGGAACAGAGGGAACUGAUUUCUUCUUUCCUAUGUCGUUAUCUUCUCAAGUGUCCUCCAUCUCUAACUCCCAGAGGAAGCCCUCCUUGGGCCCUUUCUCCCAGUCCUCCCAGUCAUCCAAGCAAGGAAAGAAGAGAGCACGCAUGGGCUUUUAAAUGCUGAAGAGUAGACCUAUAGCCUGUCUUAAUUCAUAUCUGCUGAUGCUUCUGUUUCUGCAUCCUUAAUUAUGCUCUGGUAAGUUUAUUAAAUGCCAGUUUAAUUUGGUUCUCAGACUAAACUUCAAGCUUGGAGUACUGAUGACAUGUACAAGUAUUGGAGAUUGUGGAAUGUGAAUUGCAGAAGUUCCUCUCCAAUUAGAUGACCUAAGGUGACUGAAGGUGGUCGUUUUAUGUCAGAGGUCCCCAAAUUGGGGGGGGGGGGGGCUUUUUAUUGACCUACUUGCGAUGAUAAACUGAUAUAUAAUCCCAAAAACUGUGAUUAAAAUGUAUUGACACUUUCAUUAAUAAAUAAAAAUGAGAUGAAAAUGUCAGGAAGUGACAAAAUUGAAACUGGUUCAAUCAGAAGUUGUCUAUACUUAGUGUUGAUUGGAUAAUGCUGAUCAGACCAGCUUUAAGUGCGUAAACUGUGCAUCCAUCUGACAAGUAGAAACUAUGUGGUUUUGUCUAAAUUCUCCGUAAACUGUUUUGGAAUUACUUUAUGUUUGUGCCUCCAGCCAACUUUAGGUACAGAAAAACGUACCAACAUAUGACUAAGUUUCAGAUUUGAUGGAGAAGAUGACGAGCCUCAGUAGGAACUGCGUGGAGCGGCAAUAACAGAUAAAAACACCACAAACAGCCAAGUGCUUUUCUGAAACAAAUAGCUGCUUUUUCUUUUAAUGUGUUUGAAAGGUUCACUGUCAUUGAAAUUAAUUGCCAUGGACUGAACUAGGUGUAUAAAUAAACACAACGUAGUUGGUUUUCACUAAUCUGAUACUUGUACAUUUUUGAGAGAGGACACUUGGGGGGGGGGCAGGUUCCACAAAGCAGGAUUUGAAGUCCCAUGGUCCCAUAGGAAUGCUGCUUGAGUCUUAUUGGACAAUCAUGACCUCCAUCUUAAGUUAACCCAGCUAACUCAGAAAACUUGCUUUAUGGAACAACCCCUUGGGCUGUGUUCAGUCCCAGAAAUAAACAUUUGCUUCUGGAUGUGUCUUCCAUUGAAGUGAGGGGGGGAAUCCCCAAAAUAUCUGUCUCAUAGAUGGCUGUCAAAACAAGUAAAGUUUGAUUCCAAAUGAAAUGCAGUAAGCGCACUUAAAUUGGUCUUCGUUCACUUGGUUUUCUGUCCUUACAGCAAGUGUACAAAAUCUUAGCUUGCAUGUCACUGUAUCCCUUAAUUCACAGUGUGGGAGGCUAGAUCAGCUGGACACUGCCCUAUAGCAAAGAAUUUUCACAAAUACAAGCUGCUACUAAUUAAAUUUUUAUUAAUUCAUGUAUAAACAUCAGAUGGAAGUGGUGAA
This is a messenger RNA of Paramormyrops kingsleyae, 4529 nucleotides long. It is a transcript of the gene taf1c, whose product is annotated as TATA-box binding protein associated factor, RNA polymerase I subunit C. Gene Ontology annotation, molecular function: protein binding; RNA polymerase I core promoter sequence-specific DNA binding. NCBI's taxonomy places the organism in Eukaryota, Metazoa, Chordata, Actinopteri, Osteoglossiformes, Mormyridae. Gene Ontology annotation, cellular component: fibrillar center. Gene Ontology annotation, biological process: transcription by RNA polymerase I. The record is from RefSeq and is a predicted model, not a curated record.